UUUUUUCUCUGAAGAUGGAGAAUUGUCUGUACUUAAAAAUCAAGCCUUUAUUUUUGAAUGAUUAGAAUGGGAAGUUUGUUUUGUUUUGACGGGAGAGUGAUAGUCCACUUCAGGCUUGAGAGUUGUUAUUUGUUCUUGAGUCUUGACCACCUUUUUUUUUAAUAUAUAUUUAGCCCUUUAAAAUUAUUAUUCUAACAUUUUUUUUUAAUUUUUAGUUUCUCUCUCUUCCGUCAACUGAAGAAACCAAAGGAUUUAGAGAGAGAGAGAGACAAACGAGGCAGAGUAGGUAAAGAGAAACAGGAGAAAAGAAGAGAAGAGAACAGAAGCAAAAGAUGGCGAAUUGAUUGGUCAGCAAUAAGUUUUGUUGAGGAAGAAAAGAAACUUUGAGAUAUAUAAAUGACAGAAGGAAAAGAAAAAGAAGGCUUGUGAUUCAGGUAAGAGUUUUUGGUUCUGUUUUCAAGAGAAAGGACUUAGAGUCUUUAAUUGUUUGUGGAAAAAAAUGUUCUUUUGGGAUGUUUUGUAUUUUGUUAGAUUUCAUUUUCAUUCAGAGUCAAAUAUACUUGAAAGAUUGCGCUCAAUUAUGAGAGAAAGGAUGUGAGGAAGUUUAUGUUAUGAGCCAUGGUGGAUCAGCGAAGUGCAGUGGCUGUUAUUUUUAUAUUGUUGUUAUUAUUUGAGUCUACAUUUGAGCAACUUGAGACCUUGAGUUCACCGAAUGAGCGAGCAGCUCUACUGGAACUCAGAUCCUCACUAGGGCUAAGAAGUGCAGAUUGGCCGAUAAAAUCUGACCCUUGCUUAGUGUGGAAUGGUAUAAGAUGUGUAAAUGGUAGUGUUGUUGGAAUUAACAUUUCUGGGUUUAGAAGAACAAGACUUGGGAAGCUAAACCCACAAUUUGCAGUUGAUUCUCUUGUGAACUUAACACAUUUGGCCUCUUUCAAUGCCUCAAGAUUCCUUCUUCCUGGCUCGAUCCCUGAUUGGUUAGGGCGGCAAAUGUUGACUUUUCAAGUGUUGGAUCUUCGUGCAUGUUCUAUAAGUGGUGUUAUUCCGUCAAGUCUGGGAAAUUUAACUAACUUAACUAGUCUUUAUUUGUCUGAUAAUGGCAUUUCUGGGACAAUUCCUUCAAGUUUGGGUUUAUUGCCACUCCUUUCAGUUCUUGAUCUUUCAAAGAAUAAAUUUGCUGGAUCCAUUCCUUCAUCAUUUGUGUCACUGAAGAAUCUUUCAAGACUUGACAUUUCUUCAAAUAACUUAAGUGGGUCAAUUCCUCCAGGCAUUGGGACACUUUUGAAGCUUCAAUAUUUGAAUGCCUCAAACAAUAGUUUCGCUUCUACAAUUCCAUCCCAGCUUGGUGAUCUUGAUAGCUUGGUUGAGCUUGAUCUUAGCAGUAAUUCUUUGUCUGGUUCAGUGCCUUCAGAUUUAGGAGGGUUGAGGAAAUUGCAGAAGAUUUUGAUUGGAAACAAUUUCCUAAAUGGGAAUUUGCCAGUUAAUUUAUUUUCAGCACUUAGUCAGUUGCAGAUUAUUGUUUUGAGACACAAUAAUUUUAGUGGUCCUCUUCCUCAUGUCUUGUGGACAAUGCCCCAAUUGACUUUGCUUGACAUCUCUGUCAAUGAUUUUACUGGUUUGCUACCUGAUUCUAGCUCAAAUGCAAAUAUCACUGCUGCAGAACUCAAUAUUUCUAUGAACUUGUUUUAUGGAAAUCUGACACCAUCUCUAAGAAGGUUCAGUUUCAUUGAUCUCUCAGGGAAUUACUUUGAAGGCAAGGUUCCUGAGUUUGUGCCUGGUAAUACUUCUCUUGAUAGAAAUUGUCUCCAAGAUUUGGAAGACCAGAGGACUUUGGAGGAUUGUUCAUUAUUUUAUGCUGUAAGGGGCCUGAGUUUUGAUAACUUUGGCCGCCCUAAUUCCACUCAACCUCCUGCACCUGCAACCUCUCAGAAGAGCAACAAAAGGACAAUUAUAUUGGCAGCUGUUUUGGGAGGAGUUGGGAUAAUUUUGCUUUUGUUGUUGCUGGUUCUGCUGAUCCUUUGUACCUAUAAGAGGGGCACUACAAAUCAAACAGGGGUUGAUGUGGGGCCAGUUCCUGCAGGGUCCAUGCCACCUCCUUCUGGAGUAUCAAUCAACUUUUCUAACCUUGGAGACUCAUUUACUUAUCAGCAGUUACUCAUAGCCACAGGUGACUUUAGUGAUGCAAAUCUCAUAAAAAAUGGCCACUCAGGAGAUCUCUUCCGUGGUAUCUUGGAAGGUGGUAUUCCUGUGGUCAUCAAAAGAAUCGAUUUGCAGUCUAUUAAAAAGGAAUCAUACUUAUUGGAAUUGGAUUUAUUUAGUAAGAUUGCACAUUCAAGACUGGUUCCCUUCUUAGGACAUUGCUUAGAAAAUGAAAAUGUGAAGUUCCUUGUUUAUAAAUAUAUGCCAAAUGGGGAUUUGUCAAGUUCCUUGUAUAGAAAAACCAAUACAGAAGAUGAUGUACAGUCAUUGGAUUGGAUUACAAGAUUGAAAAUUGCUUUAGGAGCAGCAGAGGGUUUAUCUUAUCUUCAUCACGAAUGCACUCCGCCACUUGUGCACAGAGAUGUUCAAGCAAGCAGUAUACUUCUGGAUGACAAAUUUGAAGUACGACUUGGUAGCCUGAGCGAGGUCUGUGCUCAAGAAGGUGAUGCUCAUCAAAGUAGGAUUACCAGGUUGCUGCGGUUACCACAGUCAUCUGAACAAGCUACUUCAGGUGCACUGACUGCAACAUGUGCCUAUGAUGUCUACUGCUUUGGGAAGGUAUUACUUGAACUGGACGGUAAGCUGGGCAUUAGUGCAUCCUCUGAUGCCGAAAUGAAGGAAUUCAUGGAACAGACGCUACCUUACAUCAGUAUAUAUGACAAGGAACUUGUAACCAAGAUUGUGGAUCCAUCUCUUAUUGUUGACGAGGAUCUUUUAGAGGAAGUGUGGGCCAUGGCCAUUGUUGCCAGGUCUUGCCUUAAUCCCAAGCCUUUAAGGCGGCCCCUCAUGAGAUACAUCCUCAAGGCUUUGGAAAACCCUUUAAAGGUAGUAAGGGAGGAGAAUUCUGGCUCUGCAAGGCUAAGAGCUACCUCUUCUAGAGGGUCUUGGAAUGCUGCACUUUUUGGUAGUUGGCGUCAAAGCUCGUCAGAUGUGGCAACCAUUCCAACAGCAUCAACUGUUAAAGUAGAAGGAACUACUAGUUUUAAACAGUCGGGAGCCACAGGUUCUCAUUCUCAGGGUAGUGGACCAAAUGGCGGAGGUGAUAAUUCAUCCUCCCGUAGACGGUAUUCUAAAGACAUAUUCCCAGAACCAUCUGAUGUGCAAGAUGUAGAAAGACAAGGCCAGGACCAGUAAAAAAAAAAAAAAGGUUGAUUGUUCUUGAUUCUUUGCUAAUAAUAUAGCAGGCUUCCCAUUUGAGUGUCUGCUAGGUGGAAUUGGUACUCUUUCAAGCUCUUCUUGGUCCUGGUGGUAAUUCUGAUUGAAAGACGUCUUUGUAUUUACCCAGGGUUUUGUUUCAGAAGGGAGACUUUAAAACUAAACUUUUUAUGAAGGUUUUGUCUCAGUGGAGAGCAAGAGAGAAGGGUGCCAUGACAGUAAUUAUGUUCAUUUUUGUUUGACAGCUUGUUUUAUGGUGAAAACAAGCUACAAUUUUUAUCUGUAAUUGAUGGUCAGUUUGUGGGUUCUCUUGUACAAUGUAAAUUGUAAUUGUUCAACAUUUCUUCAUUCAAAUGAGAUUCUAAUUUCAAUUCAAAAGAUAGAAAUGUGAAAUAAAAUGGACAUGAAAGAUUGCAUAGAA
Molecule: messenger RNA, 3772 nt
Organism: Mangifera indica (mango)
Lineage: Eukaryota; Viridiplantae; Streptophyta; Magnoliopsida; Sapindales; Anacardiaceae
Product: probable LRR receptor-like serine/threonine-protein kinase At2g16250
Biological process (GO): protein phosphorylation; hormone-mediated signaling pathway
Cellular component (GO): plasma membrane
Molecular function (GO): protein kinase activity; ATP binding; protein binding
Source: RefSeq, a predicted model, not a curated record